CAAGUUCAGUCGCAUUGCUCACAGUCCCUCGUCAUUCCGUCAACACCACGGACGGCAAUUGUGGUGUCGAAAACACACCCCCCGACACCCCCGACUCCCACGAUUGGCCUGAUCCUGACCUCAAUACCGCUCGCACUCGAUUCGCUCUAUCCUGUCCCUUCCGGAUUGCCCUAUCGCAAACACCACCACCACCAAAACAUCUCCCGGCUCACCGAAAUCACCGCCGGCUCAGCCCACUCAAAAGUUCACAACAUGUUGACAGCAAUCGGCCGCGCCGCCGCCCAGCGCCUGCUCCUCCGCACCGCCCCAUUGGCAGUCCCGCGAACCCAGCUCGCCGUCGCGCGCGCAGCGUCUUGCCGCGGCUUCUCGACCUCGCAAUGGGCGCGCAUGCCCGCCACCAAGGCGCCGACAACCACGACCAAGGCAAAGAAGACCACGGCCGCCAAAACGGAGUCCGCCACCAAGGCCAAGAAGCCCGCCGCUAAGAAGCCCAAGGCGAAGAAGAAGGUUGCCGUGAAGAAGGCUGCGCCCAAGAAGCGGGUUAAGAAGGUGCUCACACCCGAGCAGCAGCAGAAGCUCAAGGUGCGGGAGUGGAAGAAGGCGGCACUGCUGGAGGAGCCGAAGAAGCUCCCGACGAACGCAUGGCUAGUGUACAGUACGCAACAGUUUGCUGCGGAGCCGAACUCAGACUUGCCCCUGAGCGACCGGAUCAAGGGCUUUGCCGAGUCUUUCAAGAAUCUGUCCUCAUAUGACGCCCAGCGUCUCGAAGAGACUGUCGAAGCGAACAAGCUGACCAACAACGCGGCCUACAAGUCGUGGGUUGAGACGCUUCAGCCGACGGCUGUGGUCGAGGCCAACCGCGCCCGCGCGAGGCUCCGCAACAUCAGCGGCAAGCAAAACCCGCGCACCAUCCGCGACGAACGUAUCCCCAAGAGGCCUCACAACGCCUACGCGCUCUUUGUCAAGGCGCGUUUUGCCAGCGGCGACUACUCCUUUGGCGAAGGGAAGGCGAGGGAGGCCCUGACAGCCGUUAGCAGCGAGUGGAAGCAGCUCUCCCCGCCCGAGAAGGUUGCGUACGAGGAGCUUGCCAAGGCGGACUCUGACCGGUGGGAGCGCGAGUCGCUGGAGAUCUUGGGCCAUGUUGCCAAGCGUAGCCCUUCCCCCGAGUAAGGAGAUUCACUCAGUUCAUGCCACAAGCCUGAACAAUAGUCCCUUUCUUUUUCCCCCCUUGAGAAAAUGAAUUCCCCCGCGGCGUCGAGUGUCAAAAAGUAGGAUGUGCCUGAGCGAGUUCAGCAGAGCGAUGAAACGUGUACGAGGAGGAGGAAGUCAGGAAGAGAUGGGUUUGCUUACUGGUUUUCCUUAUUCUGUACAGAGUAGGAAUUGCUGGAGGGAUCGGGUCGAUGUUCCAUAGCUGUAUUU
Colletotrichum phormii is the source of this 1419-nucleotide messenger RNA. RefSeq lists its product as uncharacterized. The record is from RefSeq and is a predicted model, not a curated record. The coding region runs from base 253 to 1170 and encodes 305 amino acids. The transcript has 2 exons. Gene Ontology annotation, molecular function: DNA binding, bending. NCBI's taxonomy places the organism in Eukaryota, Fungi, Ascomycota, Sordariomycetes, Glomerellales, Glomerellaceae.